AUUUUUUUCCCACAAUUCCUUUAGAAAGUCUCUUUCGUGGUUGGUGUCCACAAUGGGUAUUUCACGAGAUCACUGGCAUAAACGUAGGAAGACUGGUGGGAAGCAAACUCAGAGCAGAAAGAAGAGGAAGUUUGAAUUGGGAAGACCUGCUGCUAACACUAAGAUUGGACCCAAGAGAAUCCACACUGUGAGAACAAGAGGAGGAAAUAAAAAGUACAGAGCUCUUAGACUUGAUCAUGGCAACUUUUCUUGGGCAUCAGAAAACUGCACUAGGAAGACUAGGAUUAUUGAUACUGUCUAUAAUGCCAGCAACAACGAGUUAGUACGUACCAAAACCCUAGUGAAAAAUGGCAUUGUUCUAAUUGAUGCCACACCCUUCCGACAUUGGUAUGAAGCCCAUUAUGCUGUUCCCCUUGGUAGAAAAAAGGGAGCAAAACUGACUGAGGCAGAAGAGGCUGUGCUUAAUAAAAAAAGAAGCAAAAAAACAGAGAAGAAAUACAAGGAAAGACAGAAGCAUGCCAAAGUUGAACAAGCAGUAGAGGAACAGUUUAUGACAGGCCGAGUGCUUGCUUGUAUUUCUUCUCGACCUGGCCAGUGUGGUAGAUCAGACGGUUACAUUCUAGAAGGAAAAGAACUGGAGUUCUAUGUAAGGAAAAUCAAGGCAAAGAAGGGCAAAUAGAUAUUUGCAUAAAUGUUGAAAAAAAGCCCUUGUAUUUACAACUGAUUUAAUAAAACAUUUCAGAGAAAUA
This is a messenger RNA of Limulus polyphemus (Atlantic horseshoe crab), 749 nucleotides long. It is a transcript of the gene RpS8, whose product is annotated as 40S ribosomal protein S8-like. The transcript has 6 exons. Gene Ontology annotation, molecular function: structural constituent of ribosome. Gene Ontology annotation, cellular component: ribosome; cytosolic small ribosomal subunit. Gene Ontology annotation, biological process: translation; maturation of SSU-rRNA from tricistronic rRNA transcript (SSU-rRNA, 5.8S rRNA, LSU-rRNA). NCBI's taxonomy places the organism in Eukaryota, Metazoa, Arthropoda, Merostomata, Xiphosura, Limulidae. The record is from RefSeq and is a predicted model, not a curated record. Bases 53 to 679 code for a protein of 208 amino acids.